This is a messenger RNA of Helicoverpa zea (corn earworm), 825 nucleotides long. RefSeq lists its product as uncharacterized. The transcript is spliced from 3 exons. The record is from RefSeq and is a predicted model, not a curated record. Lineage: Eukaryota; Metazoa; Arthropoda; Insecta; Lepidoptera; Noctuidae. The coding region runs from base 9 to 347 and encodes 112 amino acids.
UGGACAAAAUGAUCUCAGUUACAAGUAUUGUGAUCAUGAGCUGCGCACUGGCCUUAGGCGUGCAUGGACAAAACGUGUGCUCGGAGGCGCAAUACCAAUAUAUACCAACGAAUCACCCCGUGAAGCUAUUACCAGUAUACAUGGAUCCCUACGUUGCCGACUAUAAUGUUAGCAUACCACCUAUACCCGAAUGCGUCAAAGGAGUCUCAGGUUUACACGCAAUAGUUUGCGACAAUGAUCAGCCGCCUAGCACCACCUUCGUCAAUUGGAACACUCUCAUAGUUCACCGUACCGGAAGCCUGGCCGGCAAAGGAGUGGUUUAUAUUACAGCCUACUGUAUUGAGUGAUAAAUCUUGUCCAUUACCCCUAAACUUGAUCUUUUCUCUUCAUUUUAUUUGUUACGGUGACUCCUGAGUGACAACAAACAGUCGAUUUCCAAUAACUGAUUAUCAAAGUGGUCAACAACCGUAAACUUUAAUGGCCAACAUCUGUCAUUCUUUGUGGCCAACUUCUGUCAAUUCUAGUGGCCAACAUACAUUUGUCAAUUCGCUUUGAAUUGUUCGCGAUUCGCUCACACAGGAUGCACCCUUACACGACGGGCUUUUAAUGAAUUUUCUUUUUAGCAAGGAAUGACGUUUUUAUGCCAGUACAUUUUAUAACCGUGCUUAUGUCUUAGAACUGAUCUAUGGUAGUUAAUAGUACUAGCAAAAUGUUUAAACAAUUAAUUACGUUUGUAAUUGAAGCAAAGUGAUCGCUGUUGUUGUUCUUUGUGAAAAAAGUAUUUUGUUUUCAAUAAAAUAACAAGUUUUCGUCGUCGUAAAGUUC